CGGCGGCGCGGAGGUGUGCUCGCCGGUGCUGGGCUUGGCGGGUGGUGGCGGCGGCGGCGGCGACGGCGACGCGCACAGAGGCGGACUGUGGCUUCCUUGGUGCUCGCGGCGGGCUGCGUCGGGGCGGGGGCGGCGGGGCGCGCCAGGGGCCCCUGCGGGCGCGGCGCAGGCGAUGAGCCGGGGCCCGGCAUGGCCUCCGCGCGGCCGCCGGGCCAGGCCUGCGCCUCGGCGUCCGCGCCUGCGGGGCUCCGGGCCGGGCCGCCCGCCCUCCCCGCCGCCGCCGCCCCCGAGCCUGCUGGCGGCGCCGAGGCCGAGGAGCGCUCGCUGCAGCACAUGCUGCGUGCCAUAGCGGAGGAGCGCGGCCGCCUUAGCCUGCGCCGCGAGGUCUGCGGCCUCGGGUGCUUCAAGGAUGACCGCAUCGUCUUCUGGACUUGGAUGUUCUCCACCUACUUCAUGGAGAAAUGGGCUCCCCGGCAGGACGACAUGCUUUUCUAUGUGCGCCGGAAGCUGGCUUACUCCAGCAGCGAAAGCGGUGCAGACGGGAGGAAGGCAGCUGAGCCCGAGGUGGAGGUGGAGGUGUACCGGCGGGACUCCAAGAAGCUGCCAGGCCUGGGAGACCCUGACAUCGACUGGGAAGAGAGCGUCUGCCUGAAUCUCAUCCUGCAGAAGCUGGACUACAUGGUGACCUGUGCGGUGUGCACACGUGCUGAUGGCGGGGACAUUCACAUCCAUAAGAAGAAAUCUCAGCAAGUGUUCGCGUCCCCCAGUAAACACCCCAUGGACAGCAAGGGGGAGGAGUCCAAGAUCAGCUACCCCAACAUCUUCUUCAUGAUUGACAGCUUCGAGGAGGUGUUCAGCGACAUGACCGUGGGGGAAGGAGAGAUGGUCUGUGUGGAGCUGGUGGCCAGUGACAAAACCAACACGUUCCAGGGGGUCAUCUUUCAGGGCUCCAUCCGCUACGAGGCGCUCAAGAAGGUGUACGACAACCGGGUGAGCAUGGCCGCCCGCAUGGCACAGAAGAUGUCGUUUGGCUUCUACAAGUACAGCAACAUGGAGUUUGUGCGCAUGAAGGGCCCCCAGGGCAAGGGCCACGCCGAGAUGGCGGUCAGCCGAGUGUCCACAGGUGACACGUCCCCCUGUGGGACUGAAGAGGACUCCAGCCCAGCUUCGCCCAUGCACGAGCGGGUGACCUCCUUCAGCACGCCCCCCACCCCAGAACGGAACAACCGGCCUGCCUUCUUCUCCCCAUCUCUCAAGAGGAAGGUGCCCCGGAACCGGAUCGCUGAGAUGAAGAAGUCGCACUCGGCCAACGACAGCGAGGAGUUCUUCCGGGAGGACGACGGUGGAGCCGAUCUGCACAAUGCAACCAACCUGCGGUCUCGGUCCCUGUCGGGCACAGGACGGUCCCUGGUCGGGUCCUGGCUGAAGUUGAACAGAGCAGAUGGAAACUUCCUUCUCUAUGCACACUUAACCUACGUCACUUUGCCGCUGCAUCGGAUUUUAACAGACAUCCUGGAAGUUCGGCAGAAGCCCAUCCUGAUGACCUAGCCACGUGCGGAGCCUGCGCAGAGCCCCGGCCGGGCCCAGCCCUGGGAGUGCUGCCAAGUGCCUACCUGUCCACCGCCACCGGGGUCUUCUGUGACACGCCAGUGCUGGAGCCGCAGCCAGGCGAGGCCACUCGACUCCCGGGGCCAGGGCCGACUCCACGAACACCAGCCCAAACUGAAGUGCCUCUUCCCUCCCCUGCUGGCUCUGCUCCGCCCUGUGCCCCCCGCCCAUCGCCCCCCACCCAUCUCUGGAGAGCCCUCUGCACCCAAAGAGAACUAGAGAUGCUGAGCGGCCAUGAGAGAGAGCGGGAGGAGCAGCUGAUGCCCAGAGCGGGGCCAGACCGGCGCAUCUAUGUUCACGUCCCCCCAGCAGCAGGCGGAACCACCCAGCCAGGGCACUCAGCGCAUCAGACUGUCCACACCUUCUUGAGGAAAGCCGGUGGAAGAUUUUGGAAUGCCAUGCGGAUGAACUUCAGCACCUGAGUCAGUCCCAGCUCAUCCUCCCCAGUUUACCACUUUGUUCUAAUAGGAGAUGGGAACACAAGAAGUUUGAUGGCUUUGCCCUGGGCUGGGAAUACCUCACCCACGCCCAGUUCCAGAAAGGCCUCCAGCUGAGCAGACGGCCCCGAUCCCGCCAGAACGGCCUUUUGCUUCCAGCCAAAGAACACCGCCAACACACACACCUCCAACCUGGGACAUCCCAUGCUGGGCCUCGGACGGAGGAACCUGCAGAAUUUGGAUUCUGAGGGUAGUCGGGAGGCCUCGGUAGCCAGGCAGAACAGGAUAUCUGCCAAAGGGUGUCUGAUGUGGGGUGGGGCUGGCAUCCUCCCAGGAAGGUUCUAGGUGGGACCCCAUCUUCUGGGGACGGGGGUGUCUUUUCAUCUUCCUUGGUUUCCUAGAGCUCACUUCCUUUGACGGCGUGUGCUGGUCCCAUCUCAGACCAGCUCACUGAGGCAGAGGAGUUGCUCAGAGGCUCACAUGGGCACCCCCAUCGGUUUGUGUGAGCAGCUGCCCAGCCCCAGGCCUGCGCUCGGCUUGGUCCAGCACGAAGGCGUUUCCAUCUGCAAGGAUGCACGGUACCCUCCCCGAGAGCAGGCCUGUCCCCUUCCCGACUGGGAAUAAACUGGAAGCUGGAUCUCUUUGUUGCUAUGUUUUUUUGUUUGAAGUUCCCAGGAAUAUCUGAGGGGUUCCAGUGAUGUGUUUAGGGAUCUUCUCUGUGGGGGGAAAGGAAGAGGAGGGGCUUGUUCUCCCAUCUGUUUAUUCUUUGGGCUCCGGGAACAGGGGACUACUUUGGGGCUUUCUCCAGACUUUUGUAUGUUAUUAUUAAAAGCGAGCUAUUGCAUUUCA
Pongo pygmaeus (Bornean orangutan) is the source of this 2894-nucleotide messenger RNA. Its product is annotated as KIAA0930 ortholog. The transcript has 10 exons. The record is from RefSeq and is a predicted model, not a curated record. Lineage: Eukaryota; Metazoa; Chordata; Mammalia; Primates; Hominidae. Bases 190 to 1548 code for a protein of 452 amino acids.